ACCGCCAAAUGCGAAAUAAAUGGAAACUGUUUUAAAUUGUUAUAUAAAGUUGGUACUUUUAUUUUUAAAUUAUUAGAACAUUGUGACAUAGUUAGUACAACAUUUAAAUAUUACUUUUAAAUUUAUAACAAUAUUUAACUAUUCAAUUGUUAACUUCUUUGUUCGGAACCUUUGUACUCUAAGUUAUAUCGAUUCAUCGAUAGGGAGUCAACAACCCCAAUGGCUGCGUGAAGGGAUGAAAUGUUGUAUGUCAUACAAAGUUUUCGCCAAGGAAUAAAUACAAAAAUAUUUUCAGAAUCGUUGGCAUGUCAAUUGGUCUAUUAAAAUAACAAAAGGUUUUAUAUUGUUAGAGGUUUAGCAAUAUGAAAAAAUAUUCUGCAUUUAUCGUGUGUAUUUCGAUCCUACUGGUAUUUAAAAGAAAGGAUGUGGAGAGCUAUAAUGUGGACUCUGGAAUAUACGGGUUUCAGAAAUCAUCGGGAAUCUGUCAUAUUUACAAUGGCACUAUUUGCAAAGAUGUUUUGAGCAAUGCCCAUGUUUUUGUGUCCCCGAAUCUCACUAUGAACGACUUGGAGGAGCGACUGAAGGCGGCCUAUGGAGUAAUAAGGGAAUCCAAAGAUAUGAAUGCGAAUUGUCGCAUGUACGCCUUGCCCAGUUUAUGUUUCUCCUCGAUGCCGAUUUGCAGAACUCCUGAACGCACGAAUUUAUUGUAUUUUGCCAACGUGGCUACUAACGCAAAGCAGUACAAGAGUUCCAAUGUCACCAUACGCCGCAAGAGAACCAAAACUAAGGAUAUGAAAAGCAUAAAUAUAUUUAAAAAGAAAUCCACCAUCUACGAGGAUGUGUUCAGCACAGAUAUUUCGAGUAAAUACCCACCAACCAGAGAGUCUGAGAACCUAAAACGCAUUUGCCGCGAGGAGUGCGAACUUCUGGAGAACGAGCUGUGUCAGAAGGAGUAUGCCAUCGCCAAAAGACAUCCAGUCAUCGGGAUGGUUGGGGUCGAGGAUUGCCAACAGCUUCCCCAACACAAGGAUUGCUUAUCCCUGGGCAUAACCAUUGAGGUGGAUAAGACAGAGAACUGUUACUGGGAGGAUGGGUCGACCUAUAGAGGAGUUGCGAACGUGUCCGCCUCCGGAAAACCCUGUUUAAGAUGGUCUUGGCUUAUGAAAGAAAUAUCUGAUUUUCCAGAGCUCAUCGGUCAGAAUUUCUGCAGGAACCCAGGUAGUGUGGAAAAUAGCCCUUGGUGUUUUGUGGAUUCUUCGAGGGAGCGCAUAAUAGAACCUUGUGACAUUCCCAAAUGUGCAGAUAAAAUUUGGAUUGCCAUUGUGGGAACGACGGCAGCCAUCAUCUUGAUUUUUAUAAUAAUAUUCGGAAUAAUACUUUUUAAAAGGAGAACCAUUAUGCACUAUGGCAUGAGGAAUAUUCAUAAUAUCAACACACCCAGCGCCGAUAAGAAUAUUUACGGAAAUUCACAACUAAAUAAUGCUCAAGAUGUGGGCAGAGGCAACUUGGGAAACUUAUCCGAUCAUGUUGCUCUGAACUCCAAGCUAAUUGAAAGAAAUACUCUACUGAGAAUAUCCCAUUUUACCCUUCAAGAUGUUGAGUUUUUGGAGGAGCUGGGCGAAGGAGCUUUUGGAAAAGUUUACAAGGGACAGCUUUUGCAGCCAAAUAAAACCACCAUAACAGUUGCCAUUAAGGCCUUAAAAGAAAACGCCUCAGUGAAAACUCAACAAGAUUUUAAGCGUGAAAUCGAACUAAUAUCGGAUCUAAAACAUCAGAACAUAGUCUGCAUACUAGGGGUUGUGCUGAACAAGGAGCCAUAUUGCAUGCUCUUCGAGUAUAUGGCCAAUGGCGAUCUGCACGAGUUUCUGAUCUCAAACUCACCCACCGAGGGAAAGUCCCUAUCGCAACUGGAAUUUCUACAGAUAGCGCUGCAAAUCAGCGAGGGAAUGCAGUAUCUGUCGGCCCAUCAUUACGUUCAUCGGGACCUGGCAGCUCGAAACUGUCUGGUAAACGAGGGUUUGGUUGUGAAAAUAUCCGAUUUUGGACUAUCCAGGGACAUUUACAGCUCAGAUUAUUAUCGGGUCCAGUCAAAGUCACUAUUGCCUGUAAGGUGGAUGCCCUCAGAGUCGAUAUUGUAUGGUAAAUUCACCACGGAGAGCGAUGUAUGGUCAUUUGGAGUGGUUCUUUGGGAAAUCUACAGCUAUGGAAUGCAGCCAUACUACGGCUAUAGCAAUCAGGAAGUUAUCAAUCUAAUCCGUUCAAGGCAACUGCUUUCCGCUCCGGAAAACUGUCCCACUGCAGUCUAUUCGCUGAUGAUCGAGUGCUGGCAUGAGCAGUCAGUUAAACGUCCAACGUUUACAGAUAUCUCAAACCGUCUUAAAACCUGGCACGAAGGCCAUUUUAAAGCCAGUAAUCCAGAAAUGCAAACGUAGGCAUUUACACACAUAUGUAUUUUCAACGAAUGGACUGUAACAUAAGUAGAUUUAAGAACUUGAUAAAAUAAAAGAUCUAUAAACAUUUUAAU
This is a messenger RNA of Drosophila subpulchrella, 2524 nucleotides long. It is a transcript of the gene Ror, whose product is annotated as tyrosine-protein kinase transmembrane receptor Ror. The record is from RefSeq and is a predicted model, not a curated record. Bases 363 to 2432 code for a protein of 689 amino acids. Gene Ontology annotation, cellular component: membrane; signaling receptor complex. Gene Ontology annotation, molecular function: transmembrane receptor protein tyrosine kinase activity; ATP binding; protein binding. NCBI's taxonomy places the organism in Eukaryota, Metazoa, Arthropoda, Insecta, Diptera, Drosophilidae. The transcript has 8 exons. Gene Ontology annotation, biological process: positive regulation of kinase activity; cell surface receptor protein tyrosine kinase signaling pathway; protein phosphorylation.